Trichoderma citrinoviride is the source of this 642-nucleotide messenger RNA. RefSeq lists its product as hypothetical. The coding region runs from base 1 to 642 and encodes 213 amino acids. Lineage: Eukaryota; Fungi; Ascomycota; Sordariomycetes; Hypocreales; Hypocreaceae. The record is from RefSeq and is a predicted model, not a curated record. The transcript has 3 exons.
AUGCUGAAGGGCUGUGGGAGUACCGGUACUGCCGUGGCCAGGGCUGGGCCCAGGUGGCCCAGGGCACUGAGCCCGCUGCAGCCGCUCGAGGCCCUGCUGCGGAGGGAGAUUCCGGCAAUUCGUAGCGGGUUUGGCAGCCAGGCCCUUGCGCCUGACAGGAGCAUGACGGCAUCGUCCCAGGCAGCCGGCGCAUCGCAGCGGUACCAGUACAUGUACCUGAAUCAAAAUUAUCAUACGGAGUAUUUCGUCCCUGUACCUGCUACGAACAAUAGCGGGCAAAGUCGUGGGCAGAUACGACACCAACGCACAACCUCGCGCGCAUCGCGGUUCGACUUACGAGAGAGACUGUCUUGGUGGUUGCGAGCUGAUAUCGAGCAACGCAAAUUCAAAACUUGCGCCAACACGACGGUCUCGCAUGACUCUCACUCGGAGCGGUCUUUUGACGAGCAGCGAAUCACGGCCCAGAAACACGCAGAUACGCCUCACAAAAGCAACAACUUUGCUCUCCCCGCCACGGGAAAAAGGAAAGCAUGUCUCAACUGGGUCCGCAAAGCGCCCAGAAUCCAUACAGAUGAGGCACUAUCACCGACCCUCUUGCCUCAGGAUGAGGGAGCCAAAGGUCCUGACGAGACCCGGAUAUGA